Molecule: messenger RNA, 707 nt
Organism: Trematosphaeria pertusa
Lineage: Eukaryota; Fungi; Ascomycota; Dothideomycetes; Pleosporales; Trematosphaeriaceae
Exons: 2
Coding region: 143-613 (156 amino acids)
Source: RefSeq, a predicted model, not a curated record
CCUCCUUCCGGAUUCUUGAGCGCCCGUACGAUAGAGCAGCGCGAAACCCCCACGAGCUCAUGCGUGAUUCCAGCCAUUAGCUCACCGUCGAGUCCAAGAGCCGGCAUCCUUCCAUCCUACAUACGCCGUGCCCGUCACCGCUAUGCCGAAGCCAAUAAUAUCCCACUGCCGUAGCCCUUCUCGAAUCGAACUUAUCAUGGAUCGAGAGCCCCCGUCUCUGGAGGUGAUUCUAUACUCACCAUCCAAACCAGCAACGACAAGUCAGAUUCAGAAUCAAAAGAAGAAAGUCACGAACGGCAUAAACACGCGGCAGCUUACGUCUCCCACACCGAUAGCGGGCCGCGCUCGCCUGACAUUCGUUGAUCGCCCUCCCGUGCCGCUCGCCUCGAGCCUGCUUCCCUGCCUCUGCGCUGUCAGCUAUGGAUCCUCCAGGAAGCUUACAUACUUCGUCCUUCAACGAAAGAGAGAAAUACAGCACGGGACCUUGUGUGCAUGCGUGCGAGUCUGCAUGUGGCUAGAUGGGGACGCGGGCCAUGGAAAGGUUGAGAAAAGGUUGAGGGGGCUAGACUGCUGCACACGUGAGGCACGGCACUGUGGGAUCUUUUCCUGGUAAGGGAGGUGCAUGCGGUCGAGGACGGCUGGAUUGGAUUGCAGGUGAGAAUGGUAACGGACCGGCGUAAGGAGAUAGAGAGUAUGGGCUCUAUGGG